Molecule: messenger RNA, 4197 nt
Organism: Bombina bombina (fire-bellied toad)
Lineage: Eukaryota; Metazoa; Chordata; Amphibia; Anura; Bombinatoridae
Gene: SEMA3A
Product: semaphorin 3A
Exons: 17
Coding region: 491-2809 (772 amino acids)
Biological process (GO): negative chemotaxis; semaphorin-plexin signaling pathway; positive regulation of neuron migration
Molecular function (GO): neuropilin binding; chemorepellent activity; semaphorin receptor binding
Source: RefSeq, a predicted model, not a curated record
GGAAAACCUGAGAGAUCCUAUGUCAUCUCUCUGCAUGUGGACAGGAAAAGUCAGUGCAGGCUUCUCUCUUCCUCUCCCUCUGUGGGUAUUUUUUCCUCCUUAUACAGCAGCUCCCACACAUCCACUGAAGCACAGAAACCAGGAUUAGUUUCUGCAACCGGUCAGCAAAGCAGAGCUCAGAUUAAAGGAAUGGAUGUCUAAGCCCCGGCACUGCAGCCCUUGUUCAUUUUUCUUUUCCCCACAACAGUUGUGCCUCAUUAUCCAGUGCCUGCUUCAUUAUUUCUCCAGAAAGCCUGAAGUUUCGUUUUUUUUUUCCCUUACCCUGUGCCUGUUCUGCAAGGAAGAGAUGAUGAGGUCUACAGUGCUUGAAUUUAUUAAAUAAAAACAGACUAAAGUCACCUGUUACCUCCAGACCUUAUAUUUUCUUGGACUUGUGUAGAUUGCAGCAUUCUGCACAAAAAGGAGACCUUAAGGGAUCUUUAUCCUCAGCAUGGGCACAUUCAUAUGGAUUGCAGUUCUAAUUUUUGGAGUAUCAAUAACAAGGGUGUACUGUCACAAUGUCAAAAAUAAUGUGCCAAGGCUCAAAUUAUCCUACAAAGAAAUGCUGGACUCCAACAACUUAAUCACAUUCAGUGGCUUAGUCAACAGCUCAAGUUACCAUACUUUUGUAUUAGAUGAAGAACGGGGGCGAUUAUACGUUGGCGCUAAGGAUCACAUAUUUUCUUUUAACCUGGCUAACAUCAAAGAAUUUCAAAAGAUUGCUUGGCCUGUAACAAACACCCGUAGGGAUGAAUGCAAGUGGGCUGGAAAAGAUAUUGUGAAAGAAUGUGCAAAUUUCAUCAAAGUUCUUAAGGCUUACAACCACACACACUUAUAUGCUUGUGGAACCGGGGCUUUUCAUCCUGUCUGUACCUAUAUUGACAUUGGGCACUAUCCAGAGCAGGAUAAUGUUUUUAAACUAGAAGACUCCGUUUUUGAGAAUGGAAGAGGAAAAAGUCCCUAUGACCCCAAGUUGCUAACUGCAUCCCUUUUAAUAGAUGGGGAGCUUUAUUCUGGGACUGCAGCAGAUUUUAUGGGAAGAGAUUUUGCCAUUUUCCGCACGCUUGGAAAUCAUCAUCCAAUUAGAACUGAGCAGCAUGACUCCAGAUGGCUAAAUGAUCCCAGGUUUAUCGGUGCCUAUCUAGUGCCAGAAAGUGACAAUCCCGAGGAUGAUAAAGUAUAUUUUUUCUUUCGUGAAAAUGCAAUAGAUGGUGAGCAUACUGGCAAAGCUACGCAUGCUCGGAUAGGACAGCUGUGCAAGAACGAUUUUGGUGGACACAGAAGUUUAGUCAACAAAUGGACAACUUUUCUUAAGGCUCGGUUGAUUUGCUCAGUGCCUGGUCCAAAUGGUAUUGAUACUCACUUUGAUGAAUUACAGGAUGUAUAUUUAAUGAACUCAAAAGACCCGAAAAAUCCAGUUGUCUAUGCUGUUUUUACAACUUCAAGUAAUGUGUUCAAAGGCUCAGCUGUGUGCAUGUACAGCUUGUCUGAUGUGCGAAGAGUAUUUUUGGGUCCAUAUGCUCAUCGAGAUGGUCCAAAUUAUCAGUGGGUACCAUAUCAAGGAAGAGUUCCAUAUCCUCGACCAGGGACUUGCCCAAGCAAGACCUUUGGAGGGUUUGACUCAACAAAAGACCUCCCAGAUGAAGUUAUCAUGUUUGCUAGAAGUCACCCAGCUAUGUACAACCCAGUAUUUCCCAUUAACAAUCGUCCAAUUAUAAUCAAAACGGAGGUGGACUAUCAGUUUACCCAGAUAGUGGUGGAUCGAGUAGAAGCCGAAGAUGGCCAAUAUGAUGUUAUGUUUAUUGGAACAGAUAUGGGAACAGUGUUAAAAGUCGUUUCUGUUCCGAAGGAGACAUGGUACGAUUUAGAAGAAGUUCUACUAGAAGAAAUGACAGUAUUCAGAGAACCAACAGCAAUUUCAGCCAUGGAGAUAUCCACAAAGCAACAACAACUGUACAUCGGAUCAAAUAUGGGAGUUUCCCAGCUCCCGCUACAUCGCUGCGAUGUUUAUGGAAAAGCUUGUGCUGAGUGUUGCCUUGCCAGGGACCCCUACUGUGCUUGGGAUGGAUCUUCAUGCUCUCGCUACUUUCCUACUGCUAAAAGGCGCACAAGAAGACAAGAUAUCAGAAAUGGAGACCCUCUAACGCAUUGUUCAGAUCUGCAACAUCAUGAUGAUCCCCACAGACAGAACCUGGAAGAAAAGAUAAUCUAUGGUGUAGAAAACAGUAGCACAUUCUUGGAGUGCAGCCCUAAAUCGCAACGUGCCCUGGUCUUCUGGCAGUUCCAAAAGCACAACGACGAAAAAAAGGAAGAGAUAAAAAUUGAUGAUCGCACAAUAAAAACAGACCAUGGACUUUUACUUCGCAUUCUCAAGAAGAAAGAUUCAGGAAUUUAUUAUUGCAAUGCAGUAGAACAUGGUUUCAUUCAAACCCUUCUUAAAGUAACUCUGGAGAUUAUUGAUACAGAACAUCUAGAUGAACUUCUUCACAAAGAUGAAGAUGGGGAAAAUCAUAAACACAAAGAACCUUCAAACAGCAUGUCACCAACUCAGAAAGUCUGGUACAGAGAUUUCAUGCAGUUAAUUAAUCAUCCAAAUCUCAAUACAAUGGAUGAAUUCUGUGAGCAAGUUUGGAAAAGGGACCGCAAACAACGUCGGCAAAAAAAUGGAAAUUCCCAGGUCAGCACCAAUAAGUGGAAGCACCUACAAGAAAGCAAGAAGGGUAGAAACAGGAGGACCCAUGAAUUUGAAAGGGCACCAAGGAGUGUCUAGUAGGCUUUAUCUCUUCAAACCUCAUCUGUGUAGGAUUUGUAUUGACAUUUAACUGGAAAAAUGCAAUAUUCAUGAACUUUUUUUUCAUGGCAUUAUAUGGAUGUUUACAAGGUGGAAAGCUCACAUAAUUUUCCUCCAAGGCUAAAAAAAAUACAUUAGUUAAUUUCCAAAUAGACUUAGACUCUAUAGUCAAAAAAGAAAGACUAUACAACUCAGCUUUGUUUUUUUUUCCAUUUCAGAAGCAAUUCUUAUAUAAACUUUUUUUUUCAUAUUUCCUUAAUUUCCCAAGAAAGAACAAUUCAGUUAUCAUCCCAAAUUCAAUAAUUAAGACUUUUUUUUCAGCCACCAACACCUUGCCGGAACUUAAACUGAACCCACAAUUCUUUAUUAUGACUUUGGACACCAUGCCAUUAUAUUGGACAUGUGAAUUUAUUUUUAUCUAACAUCCAUGUGUUUAUGUUUAUUAGACGACUGGACUCGUGUGUGGAAAUGUACAAAAUGCAAACUAUUAACAAAAACAAAAUGUUGCCACCUACCAAACAUGUAGAGUGUUUUGAACUACUACUGAUGUCUCCUUUCCAGCUUUGAUUGGAAAAUGUAUUUUAACUUUAAUUUAACUCUGCCACAAACAAUAUGCAUCAAAUGUUUGUUUCUUUGUUUUAUACUGAUAGCAUAGACUUUGUCUUAAAAAAUAAUCUUUUUUUUGUAAUUAUUGGAAAUAAUGUGUUUAUUUUUCUUGAUGUUUUGUUGUAUUGUAAGCUAUAACACAUUGAAAUCUCGCUUAGCUAUGAUAUGGUAUAUAUCAAUCAAAAUAACAUUUAUUAAUAAUGUUAUUAAAUUAGACAUUUCCCGUUGCUAAAGAAUAAGAAUAAAACAUUUCAAUCUAUAUUUUUCUAAAGAUAUUCUGAUUAAAGUAAUAAAUGUUUUGGAUCCAUUGAGUAAUCUAAAAAAAGGGAUAAAUAAUGUUUACACUUAAAGAAAAUAAUAUAUUUCCAUUUUGCCUUUGUAUUACCAAAAACCUUCAUUUUAACAAAAUGUGCAAUUUGAUGUGUUACUAGUGUGCAGUUGAAUAGCCAAAAAGUAUUCUUCUACACUUAGUUAUUUGUUUCCUAUACUGUAUGCAGUCAGAUAUUUGGGGCACAUUUAAAUAAUAAAAAAGAUAAAAUAAUGCAUGCUUUGCACAAAUGAAAAGCAUGCAUUCUAUUUGUCCUAAACAACUUAAUAAAAAUCCUAGAAAUUUAAUGACAUUCAUUUUUUUUUUCUUUCUUGUGCUUUGAACAAAACCUGUAUCUGUCAUGUUACUAUCCCACAAAGUAUAUAUGGAAACUAUAUUUAUAUGGUCUAAUCUUUAUUUAAUAAAAUGCAAUUGCUUUGCAGAUUUAAAGCCA